Anneissia japonica is the source of this 1486-nucleotide messenger RNA. Its product is annotated as glutathione peroxidase-like. Lineage: Eukaryota; Metazoa; Echinodermata; Crinoidea; Comatulida; Comatulidae. Gene Ontology annotation, biological process: response to oxidative stress. The transcript is spliced from 7 exons. The record is from RefSeq and is a predicted model, not a curated record. Gene Ontology annotation, molecular function: glutathione peroxidase activity.
CAAAGAAUAAUAACUCAUGACCAAUGGUGGUUGGGGUGUUAUGGUUGUCAUAAGAUCGUUUCAUUUGUUUACUAACUUCCUUGGAUCUGGGUUACGUAGUGGUUAUUUGCAGAUCCGAUACCCAACGGUCAUUUGCUACGUAGGCGUUGCAGGUUUCGCAAGCAUGGCACAAACACAAACAGUUGAUUGGAAGAAUGCAAAGUCCAUUUAUGAAUUCACAGUCACUGAUAUAGAUGGCAAUGAAGUAAGCCUGGAGAAGUACAGAGGCCAUGUUUGCCUGAUAGUGAACGUUGCCUCCCAGUGAGGGUUCACAACUAAGAACUACACUCAGCUACAGGAAUUGCACGCUAAGUACGCUGAGUCUAAAGGUCUUAGGAUUCUUGGUUUCCCAUGUAACCAGUUUGGUAAGCAGGAGCCAGGGACAAAUGCUGAGAUUAAGGAGUUUGCUGUAGGGAAAUUUGGUGUUCAGUUUGACAUGUUUGCCAAGAUCGAAGUUAAUGGAGAUGGGGCUGACCCACUGUAUAAAUAUCUGAAGAGCAAGCAAGGAGGAACUCUGGGAAGUUCAAUAAAAUGGAACUUCACAAAGUUCCUGGUCAACAAAGAAGGCAUCCCAGUCAAACGAUAUGGCCCACAGACUUCCCCAUGUAGUUGUGCAAAAGAUUUUGAAAAGUACUGGUAGGAAGAAGCGAGUAUUUGUAGUUUACUUCGGAGCAAGCUGGUGUGUUUCCAGGAUGUGUGUCCAUGUGACUCGUAAUCUUACGACACUCUAUGACGGUUUGCCCCUAAACCACGUCAGUGGUGGGGUUGGCCUGAGAAUUGCGUGCCUGUGUAUGUACAAUUGCCCUUACUAGGUCACAUAUCCUAAUUCACAGAUAGCUUUAAAUCUGAAGUAUUCCAGUUUAAUCUUAUAUCAGAAAUCCAAAAACAAAAUUUAGAAAUAGAUUAUUUUUGUCUUCCUUGUUGUUUUAACUUUUAGUUUUUUUGUAGUUAGGAUUAUUGUAUAAGCCAGUUCAUAGUUAGAACUGCCCAUGCCCGCAUCCAGGGUCAAUCGACAUAAACCUUUGCUGUGUGUACUGUAUUUAUGUUGAUUGAACCUGAUGCGAGCAUGCGCAGUUCUGAUUACUAAUUUGCUUAUUACAAAAUUAAUAUUGCGUUUGAUAAUCAUUAUGGAUUUGGGAUGAGAUGGUCAUACUCCAAUCCCAGGGUACUGGGUUCAUAUCCUGCAAUGUCAAUGCUUUUGAGCUGUGGUUUGUUGGUUAUGGUAGUCACCCUUUAAUCUUUGGUUACAUGUUCAAAUCCUGUUGCUGAAGUGAAGAUGUAGCUUAUUGGAUAAUUAUCUCACUGUCCAAACGUAGGGUAAUGAAAUGGUGCUGUUACUAACUAAUUAAUAAUCUUCAUAAUCACAGGGUCUUGGGUUCGAAUCCUGUAAACAUGAGUGUUUUCAUAAACACUAAAACUAAAGCCACUACACUCUUACGCCUUAUAA